AUGGAGAUGUUUCUUCGCACGUCUCGGUAUCUUACCGGUGACCAUAAUACCCUAUUUGGCAAAACAAAGGAAGCAAUAUCAAGGCACGUAGACGUACCCUGCGCUGCAUUCAAUGGCGUCUCUACUUGUCCAUCUACACGAUUUCCUGCAAAGCUGGCUCUCGCCGCCAGAAGAGCGCUAUCAUAUCGUUACGUGACUCACUGGGUCCUCUGCUUCAGUAAACUGUUUGUCUUUUUCGGUGGAUGGAGAGUUAUUGGCGAGUGGAGUGGAAGCGCCGCUCUCUACAAAGGCCACCAUUUGCUCGUUGACAAUCUGACGAGCGGAUUUGAUCUCUACGCAUUUCCUCAUUCUUCGACUAGCCAGACAUUCCCUGUUCCGAUGACUCGGGAGCGCAGCAUCAUCAAAGAUGCUGUUUUUGCAGAAGACGGUCAAGUCGUGGUUUGUGGAAGCGACCAUGGGGCUGCAUAUGUAUUUUCGUGUUUGAACGGAGGCAAGAAGCCAUUGCAGAUUAUGUAUCAUGGCAAAGAUCGUGAUUAUUUGCAGGUAUUGGAUGCUGCCACGGUAUCAGAUCGGCAUAUGGUUGCCACCGGAUCGUCUGGAAGAAACGGGAGCGUCGUCUUGUGGGAGAAGCCAGUGAAACAACUGAGCAAGACAGAACGUGAUCUGGCCGACGCCAAAGACAAGAUUCAGUUCCUUAUUUUUGCCUUCAUUAUCUGGGCAUCGUGGUCGCAUCUUCCGGCUUUGUAUGACAUAGGUGUUGGAUUGGGUGCUGAGCUGGGUGCAGUACGCGAUGGAUUGCUUCUUGGUUAA
Messenger RNA from Desarmillaria tabescens, 810 nucleotides. RefSeq lists its product as uncharacterized. NCBI's taxonomy places the organism in Eukaryota, Fungi, Basidiomycota, Agaricomycetes, Agaricales, Physalacriaceae. The record is from RefSeq and is a predicted model, not a curated record. Gene Ontology annotation, molecular function: protein binding. Bases 1 to 810 code for a protein of 269 amino acids. The transcript is spliced from 8 exons.